AUGAAUGAUAAUUUCAACUCGUUUAAUACUAUGGACAAUAUGUUUGAUACAUUUUUAUCGGACAUGAUCGAUUUCCCACCGGAUCCAUUUGAACAGUUUGAUGAUUUUAUGCAAUUAACUGAUCUAUCCGAAAUUUCAUGUGAUCUCGCAUGUCUUUCAAACAUGGACGAUCUUCAAAAAGUUGAAGAAGAACAACAAACACAACAACAGACUGCCUGUUGUGUUUGUGGCGAUAAAGCCACUGGGUUUAAUUUCGGUCAAAUAACGUGUGAAAGUUGUAAAGCGUUCUUCAGACGAAACGCACUUCGAUACAAUCCCUAUUUAAAAUGUCGCUUUAGCGGCUCAUGUAAAAUAGAUAUAUUCACUCGAAGACAUUGCACAUAUUGUCGAUUGAAGAAAUGUUUUCAAAUGAAAAUGAACAAAGAAUAUAUUCGAACGAAAAACGAAAAUGAAUUAAGAAAAUUAGAAAUUAAAGAGAGUAAACGACUGAAAGAAGUACAAGGGGUUUUAAAAUCAAAAAUGAUUUGCACGUUAAAUAUUCUCAAUAACGAUGUAUCCCUGCUUAGUCAAGGUGAUCGUUGUCGAAUAAACAAUAUUAUUGUUUGUUAUGAACAAGAGACAAAACCCGACGCUUUAGACUCUUAUUCCGUUUUAAACUCUUCAACAACAUUAACAAAAUUAGUCAAUAUCGAAUGUUCCAUUUAUAUGGCUCUUUGCUCUUUUUUUAAAAAUAUACCAGAAUUUCAUGAACUAGAUAUCGAUGAUCAAAUGAAAUUAAUUAAAUGUAAUAUACGAACACUCAUGCCACUAAACUUCUUGUUACUUAGCUCUUUCAAUGUACAAUCAGCUCCAGAGAACAUUAUGUUAACAGUACAUGGCGAUGAAUUUCAUAGGAAAAUGACCAAUUUUAACACAAAAUGUAGUAUAUUUGUUCACAAUUCAACAACAAUUAAACUGCUACUGAUUAUAUUAAUACUUAGUACAAGUUUACUUACAACAGAUAAUAUGAAAUCAAUUCCAACGAAUAAUGAAAAUAGCUUACAGUUUUAUAAAGCUCAAACUUUUUAUACAGAAUUAUUAUGGAAAUAUACAUUACACACCUAUGGUGAAUACGAGGCAGUUGUGAUUUUUAAUUUAAUUAUUUCACAGUGUUUAAAUCUUCAAAAACUUACUGUUCAAAGAGAUCAACAUCUGAGAACAAAAACCGAUUUCAAUGAAAUAGAACCAUUAAUGCAGUCGAUUUUAAGCAUAACAUAUUAA
This is a messenger RNA of Didymodactylos carnosus, 1260 nucleotides long. The record is from the annotation of a GenBank genome assembly. Lineage: Eukaryota; Metazoa; Rotifera; Eurotatoria; Philodinida; Philodinidae.